UCUUGAAAGCUUCCAUAUGUGCUAUGUUUUUUUAGCUAAAAGCAGAAAUAUAUCUAAUAUUUGUGUACUGUAGUUAAAUCAUUUGUUUCUUUUAAUUGCUUUGAGAAAGAAUGUUGAAAUGUAAAGUUUUCAUUCUUCAAUUGUAGCCCUCUAAUAUUUACAAAACCAAUAAACUAGAAAGAUGAGCAUAUUUCAAAGAAAAUAUUUUCUACCAAAGCUUUGAUGUUUUCAACAUUCAGAGAAUUAGUAGUUAGGAAAACAAAUAUAAAAAUACUGUAACACUUUUGCAUUCUAAAUAUAGCUCUGCACUUUAAUCCAGGAAAACCAAGUCAUUUAAAUACAAUAGAACUGUGACAUCUUGAUGACUAAAGCAAUACUUUUCAGUUUUCUUCUUUACUUGUGUUAUGAACUUUCAGGUUGAUGUUAUUAUUAACACUGUUUUUGAGGGUAUCAGGAAGCGUGUUGAUAGAAAUGAUCCAACAGAGAAUAUAUGUUUUGAUUUCAAAAAACCUUUCAUGGAAUCCUUUACCAAAGGCUCCUGAGUAACCAUAACAGCCGUGAAAGUAUUAAGAGUAUUCAACCUUGCAAGAAUUGGUUAUUGGUUAAAAGAUGAGGAAGCAAAGAGUAGAAUAGAUAAUUUUUAUGUUGAAAUGUGCAAACCAGUCUCAGGGAUAGUUCAGUGGUCUGGCUGCUGUACUAUAUCAAUUUUUCUGUUAGUACUACAAUAUUUAAAACUUUUUUUCGUAAAGGCAGAGAGAGAAAGUUAUGACAGAGGUAUAUAAAAACAUGUAUGAUUGAAAAUGUGGGCAGAGAAGUUUUCUCAGUGUUAGAACUUUGAGUCAUUUGUUGAAAAACAAAGAUUAUGAACAAAAUAUGUAAUCAUAUAAUGCACAGUUAGGCUAUGAAACUUACUGUCAUCAGAUAUGUGAUGGGCACAAAUUAUGUUGUUUUAAAAGGGAAUUACACAGAUGAAGGGGUUGAUCUAUUCAUAUCUAUAACUCUUAAUGGUUGCAUACUACCCCCAGAGAUCUAGGUGGCAGAACUUAAAUAGAAGCUCUUGGGGAGAAACAGGGAUUCAGGGCUAUUGCCCUGCUGUCCAUGAUUAUGCAUUUGAAUGCAUUUUUGGCUGUUCUGUUAUACAAAAUGUUGGCUAGAUGGGUCCUGUCCUGGUCUAAUAGGUUUCUUAUGUUUUUAGCUUUGUUCUUAUGUAGUUCUUUGUUUUGACAGCUAGGCACAGCAAUUGGCUUUUUACUGCCUCCAGUUUUAGUUCCAAACACAUAUAAUGACCUGGAUCUCAUGGGACAUAAUAUCCGCAUAAUGUUCUAUGGCACAGCAGCAGUAUCUACACUCCUCUUUUUAUUAACAGCAAUUGUGUUUAAGGAAAGACCUAAAUAUCCUCCAAGUCAGUCUCAGGUUGUUCUCCUGGAUCCAUCUCCAAAAGAUCACUCCUAUAUACAAUCAAUACUCAAUCUGUUCAGAAAUGUUCCUUUUAUUCUUUUGCUGAUAAGCUAUGGAAUUAUGACUGGAGCCUUUUAUUCAGUGUCAACUCUACUAAACCAAAUGAUACUAGCUCAUUAUGAGGGAGAAGAAAUAAAUGCAGGUAGGAUUGGCCUCACACUUGUGGUAGCUGGAAUGGUGGGCUCUAUUAUUUGUGGCUUGUGGCUGGAUCAUACCAAGACAUACAAACAGACUACAUUAGUUGUGUACAUCCUCUCUUUUGUUGGGAUGGUCGUAUUUACAUUCACCUUGGACUGUGGACGCCUUAUAGUUGUAUUUGUGACCGGUGGAGUACUUGGUUUCUUUAUGACAGGUUACCUGCCCCUUGGUUUUGAAUUUGCUGUGGAAAUUACAUACCCAGAGUCAGAAGGCACCUCAUCAGGGCUUCUAAAUGCUUCAGCACAGAUAUUUGGGAUUAUCUUUACAUUGAUCCAAGGGAAGCUUGCAACAGAUUACAGUCCUCGUGCUGGAAAUAUUUUCCUCUUUGUGUGGAUGUUUAUAGGUAUCAUUUUAACAGCUUUAAUUAAAUCUGAUUUGCGAAGGCACAUUGUAAAUUCAGGGAUUGUAACUGUGGACAUUAAAUCUAUACCCAUUGACAGUCCUACUGAAGAUGAACAAAAUACAGCCGCAUCAAAAAGCCAGUCAGAAUCAAAAAUUUAAAAUGGAAAAACACUAGACUCACAAUUGGCAGCUUUGUCAAAUAGAAGCAACCUAAUGGAGAAUCACAAGAACUGUAAGCCUAAAAAUUGGGCUGCAUGGUAGCAGUGAUAAUUGUAUAACUACUCCUGGAUGAAGUAAGGAUUUGUGUACGCUUAAUGAACACAACAUUUUAACUUUGAAAUGGUAAUUUUCAACAUUUGUUUCAAGUUUCAGUGAUAAGAUUCCCAGGAAUCUUCCAUUUCUUAUUUGGAAGCUGUGCACUUUCAUAAAAUAUACUAUGCUGUAAGUGAUAAAUUAGAACCUAUUUUAUCAAAAUCUGUCAAAAUGAGUGCCAGUAACUAAUCGACCCUUGGAAUUCUUGUAUAGAAUGUGUACACUGAACAGUUUGAUGUAAAUUAAAUAUGUGUUUUGUGUUUUUAUUGUAAAUAUAUUUGAAAUGUUCAAAACUGCCCUUCCUAUAGGAGGGCAUUGUCUUUAGCACAAUAGGCAGUAUGAGAAAUUCAUUUUUUGAAUGUGUUAUACUGUUAAUCCUAUUUGCCAUUUUUUUUUGGCUUUGGUAGAAUUGUGGUUUAUGAAAUCUCUUCAUGUUGAAAUACAUAUGAGAGAGUGGUAUAACUCCCUGGUUUCCAAGAAGUACUUUACGUGCUAAGCUCUUGAAGGUAAAGGCCUUCUGAACUUUUGAUUGCAAAACUAGAUAUUCAUGGAUCCUGGAUUUUUUUCAUUACAUUCUGAAAAUGAACAUACAUCUUUUUGUAUUAUGUAAAUCACAAGAAAGCACUGCCAGAUCAUACAAAGGCAUAUGCAUGCCAUUGUAUUCCUUGCAUCAGUUUGUGUGUUUGUGAAAAGUGAAUGUACAAAAGGAUUUCUGGCAAAUAAAAUAAGGCAGAGCUCACAGGAAUGUGUGUAGCUACGUUUAAAAUAAGUCUACCAUUUUUUAUUUUU
Python bivittatus (Burmese python) is the source of this 3099-nucleotide messenger RNA. The record is from RefSeq and is a predicted model, not a curated record. Lineage: Eukaryota; Metazoa; Chordata; Lepidosauria; Squamata; Pythonidae.